GCCACAAGAGUUAAAGAAAUUCAACUGCCGUCGGUGAGACUGUCCACAAUGGAUUGCCUUCCGCUCUGUCUACCAGAAUUCCAUAAAGUGUCCUAUGGAAAAGUUGGCCAGUAUCGAAGAUUCCACCAACCCAGAAAGAAAAAUAGCUCUUUAAAAAGGAAAGGGAUUGAAAGAUGGCACAGGGCUGUGUCUACCAAUUUAGUAAAGCAAAAUGUGUUGGUCCCCAAGGAGGAGUCAUCCAGUGAAAGCGAUCCAGGAUUUCAGGAAAACCAACAAAAUCUGAGAAAACCCUUGAUGAAGAGAGUGAAGACAGCUUUGGGGAGGAUGUUGCCCUGCAAGUGUAGAGGCAAGGCAGCGGGGACCAGCCGGAAGGAGGCCCUCCUUCCAAACAUGCACAGCCUUCUCCCUAGAAUCACCAAGGAGCCUCCAUCACCCAUGUUAUUCACCAAACCAAAGAUGAGAAAGCUCUCACAGAAUGCAACUAUUCAGCUGGAUGUGAUGGAAGCAGAGGCAGAGGAGAUAAGUGGAGGGAGUACCCUCCUCCGGGCCAGGAGAACCACCAAGAGGUUAUCUGUGACAUCUCUUCCUUCAGGAUUGCAAAAGGCACCAUAUUUAUCAAAAAAGAGACCACAUUUUCCAGCAUUAAAGAGAAAGAAACGUGGCACAGAAAACAUCCUUCCCAAAUCCGAUUUGACAGUCCGAAAGCUUCAAAUGCAGGUGGAUGAUCUCAUCGAAGCAGUAACUGAUAAGUCCAUGAAGCUCCUGGCUCAAAGAUAUGCUGAGCUCCAACAAUGUGAGUUUCUAGGGGAUGAAAUUCUUCAGUCUUCUAAGCAAUUUCAGAGGAUAUCCAAGAGAACCAUGAGGAAGUAUAAACUGAAAAGUGUCUGUUUUCCAUGUACCUGCUGCUGCUUCUGAUUGUGUUCCUCUCUGGAUAAAAGUCCCCUGUAGGGAUUCUUCUCUUGGCGCAGAGUCCUGAAUAAAUCUGUGUGAAUUAAUCAACGGAGUACAUUUUAAAAGAACAUUUGUUCAACAGUUCUUUUAAAAAAAAAGAAAAGAGCUUUUGUGGGGGAAAAGAAGAACUUUUUUGAUUCUGAGCUUGCAGGAGCAAAUUGUACUUUAUAAUUCUUAUUAUUAAUGGAAAAUAAAAUCCAUUUACAGGAUAUAGCAAUUCUCUAAAAAAAAAUUCUCCUAUGACUUGUUAGGUGAGGUUAGAAAAAGUACUUAAACAUGUCAUAACACUUUUAAUAUGACUACUAAUGAGCUAAUUUUACAUUUUCAUCUUGAAAGAUAAAAGUUCAUAUUAAGAUUACAAAAUGUGUGGGUGCCAGUGGCUCACACCUGUAAUCCUAGCUACUCAGAAGGCUGAGAUCUGAGGAUCACAGUUUAAAGCCAGCCUGGGCAAGAAAGUCUGUGAGAC
Molecule: messenger RNA, 1417 nt
Organism: Perognathus longimembris pacificus (Pacific pocket mouse)
Lineage: Eukaryota; Metazoa; Chordata; Mammalia; Rodentia; Heteromyidae
Gene: C10H3orf49
Product: chromosome 10 C3orf49 homolog
Exons: 5
Coding region: 49-915 (288 amino acids)
Source: RefSeq, a predicted model, not a curated record